Ilex paraguariensis (yerba mate) is the source of this 582-nucleotide messenger RNA. NCBI's taxonomy places the organism in Eukaryota, Viridiplantae, Streptophyta, Magnoliopsida, Aquifoliales, Aquifoliaceae. The record is from the annotation of a GenBank genome assembly.
AUGUCUCAUCGCCUUCAGCAACUCGAUCUGAGGCACACCUUUCUCGUUGUGAUCAAUGGCGUGAAAUUCAUAGGCCAUCAGACAUCUUCUGAUCCGUUUCACAUAAUCAGCAAUCUCACCUGGCCCAAAUUCACUUUUCUCGCCAUAACUUUUUUCUUCUUCUCCUUCACCUCCUUCAUUGUCCCCCUCUCUCCUACUUCACUCAAUCAUCUUCAACGCGAAUUACACGUUCGAGUCGGAACUUUCUCACCCACUUUCGCCAUCUUAUUGGUGGCCUCACUUCUCUUUCCCCAGAAGCUCUUUUGGUACGCGUAUCCGAUUAUCAUCUUCCUUUCGUUUUGUUCUACUAGGCUUUCCAAUCUGUUCAUGAGCUUUCUGUUGUGGGCACAAGAUAAUCUCUGUGAGAAUAUUCAUGCUUUGAACUGUAUCAUCACUGCGACGUGUGCUGUUGGCCCAAACCAAGAAGCCACCCAGAUUCAUCAAGCUGGUCAGGAGAUUGAAAUGGCGUAUCCGUAUCCCCAACAGGAAGAGUCAGAUAAUUUUGAAGAUGGAGUUAUUCAGUUGGAUAUUCAAGCCCUGUAG